CGCGUCGGCAGCCGUUCUCCCGCCGCCCUCGGAGCCCGGCGCGCCGGCCGGGGCCGCUCGGGUGCAGAAGAUGAAUAAUCUUUCAUUUAGUGAGCUAUGCUGCCUCUUCUGCUGUCCACCUUGCCCAGGAAAAAUUGCUUCAAAAUUAGCAUUUUUGCCACCCGAUCCAACUUACACACUGAUGUGUGAUGAAAGUGGAAGCCGCUGGACUUUACACCUGUCAGAAAGAGCAGAUUGGCAGUACUCUUCGAGAGAAAAGGAUGCUAUUGAAUGCUUCAUGACUAGAACCAGUAAAGGCAAUAGAAUUGCUUGUAUGUUUGUGCGUUGUUCACCCAAUGCCAAAUACACUUUACUUUUCUCACAUGGAAAUGCUGUCGAUCUUGGUCAGAUGAGCAGCUUUUACAUAGGUCUGGGAUCACGGAUUAAUUGUAAUAUAUUCUCAUAUGAUUACUCUGGAUAUGGUGCAAGUUCUGGGAAGCCAACAGAGAAGAACCUCUAUGCAGAUAUCGAAGCUGCAUGGCUAGCUCUCAGGACAAGAUACGGCAUUCGUCCUGAAAACGUGAUUAUAUACGGCCAGAGUAUAGGGACAGUGCCCUCUGUUGAUCUCGCUGCUCGGUACGAGAGUGCUGCUGUUAUUCUUCACUCUCCCUUGACCUCGGGAAUGCGAGUUGCUUUUCCUGACACCAAGAAGACCUACUGCUUUGAUGCAUUCCCAAAUAUUGACAAAAUCUCUAAGAUAACCUCUCCAGUAUUAAUAAUUCAUGGAACUGAAGAUGAAGUCAUUGACUUUUCACAUGGCCUCGCAUUGUUUGAGCGCUGCCAAAGACCUGUGGAGCCUCUGUGGGUUGAAGGCGCAGGACACAAUGAUGUAGAACUCUAUGGACAAUACCUUGAAAGGUUAAAACAGUUUGUGUCACAGGAACUGGUAAAUUUGUAAAGUACUCUGUAAAUUUGCAAACUGGGUUUGUUUUUUUUUCUUUUUUGCUGUACUACACUUCUUGGUAAAUAACAUAAAACCUGAAGGUUUUGUUUGCAAAUCAUGUGAGUUGCCUUCAUAAUGUACAGGUAAUGAUUUGUUAACAGGCUUAAUGAAGGUUUUAAUUACCAGAACUAAAAACUGGAAAUAACAGUAUCAUGUAGUCAAGCUGUGUAAUUUAUAUUUUUUCUGUGAAUUUUUUUUAAACAUCAAGAUGAGUACUGUAUAAAAUUUUAAAUCUAUAAAAUCAAAUGCUGUAAAAGUAUUGCUAAAUGCUUUUGCACACCUAAAGCAAAUUUAUAAAUAUUUUUUAAACAUCUCAAUGUACUAAAUCUUAUCCUGAUAUACAAAUAUAAUAUUCUUUCAAAAAGCUGUAUAUCUAAAGCAAUUCAAGUACUCAGAGUAAACUGUUAAAAAAAAUAUGAAAACAUGCAAGUUAACUAGAGUUGACCUAAACCCUGUUGUACAGGGAUAGAGGCUUAAAUGGUUAUUUUAUUGUAAAAUACAUUGGCUUUUCUGUAUUCUCUGGUUAUAAUACAUUUAUUCUUUAAAAAAAAAAAAACUUAAGUUUUAAGCCAUCUGUUAAUUUACCAAAUCAUUUGUUUCCUUGUAAAUGAGAGGUCAUGAUGGCACUGCAUUUUAACUAGCUUUGGUUUUUAAGUUUGGUACUGUGAGACAACUACUUAACAUUUUCAUUUAGUUAUUUAAAAGGUAUUUAGGGCUUCAAGAAUGAUUUUGUAUGCAAUGUUGUUUUAAAUUUUGGCUAAUCUCAUAGAACUGUAGUAGUGUACAUGAUAUGACUACUUGAAAAUUUGUUAGUUGUUCUUCCAAAGACUGGCCAUUUGAUCCCUUCCCACUUGGACUGUUUUUAAGAAUAGGGCCUGUAUUCUUUUGGAUUACUAUCUGAGAAUUUCAUGGAUACACUCCUAAUUAUAGGAGAUAAGAAAACAUUUAAUAAGUUUUAUAUUAACCAGUAUAGUAAAACAUAAAGCUCUCACACAAAAACUAAGUUGCCUUUCCUUGAAUGACUCCUGCCUGAAUAAAAAAAAGAAAGAAAAAUAAAAAUAAAACUAAUGGUAUGUAGUCUAAUUUGUAAUGAAUGAAAAUUGAAAUAAUACACACUGUGGAUAUAUUUUAAGGCCUUAUGUAGUUUUAAUUGUCCUGCUUGUUCUCUGGUUAUGUCUAAGCUAUAGUAUAUGAUUCUCCUCAAAGUAUAUCAAGUAUUGUGAAUGCUUUGGUUCAGAUGUGUCAAAUGAACAGUAAAACAACAAAUGUAUCACUCA
This is a messenger RNA of Jaculus jaculus (lesser Egyptian jerboa), 2259 nucleotides long. RefSeq names its product abhydrolase domain containing 17B, depalmitoylase (gene Abhd17b). Gene Ontology annotation, cellular component: endosome membrane; plasma membrane. The transcript is spliced from 4 exons. The coding region runs from base 71 to 937 and encodes 288 amino acids. Gene Ontology annotation, biological process: protein depalmitoylation. NCBI's taxonomy places the organism in Eukaryota, Metazoa, Chordata, Mammalia, Rodentia, Dipodidae. Gene Ontology annotation, molecular function: palmitoyl-(protein) hydrolase activity. The record is from RefSeq and is a predicted model, not a curated record.